AUGAACCCACAAAACUUUGAUGAUAAACCCGUUAUUACGAAAUCAAAAAGAGGAAGAAAAGCUCUUUCUGUAAGCGAAGGGCAUAUAGACACAACUGGAAGAACUCAUAUCAUGACAGUUAGAAGGUCCAAUCACCCGACACCGAAAAAGAAGGCUCCUAAGGCUCCAAAAUCUAUAAAUCAAAACAAUAAUUAUUGCAGACGAUGCGAGCAAAAUGAUGAAUAUAUCGACGCACUAAAUGAUCGAAUUGGCAAGUUAGAAACUUUGGUAAAUAAAUCGCAAAAAAUUGAUAAACCUUUAUCCAAUAUUGGAGCAGAGAAUUUAGAUAAUUCAUUUAAUCCAAUUAAUAACGAGCUAUUUGAAAGAUUACAAACUCAAUUGGAAACCACGUUAACUCCGAAUAUCGACAAUUUUAAUGAUCGAAUUGGAAAAUUAGAAAGUUUCCGAAAUACAACAAUUCCUUACAUUGGAACGGAAGAUCCUUUCAAGAUGCAAAGUCAAAUACAACAAACUAUAUUCGUGCCAGUUUUCGAGACUCCUCGAUCGUUAUUUUAUACUGGGACGGAAGAUCGUUUUAAGUUGCAAAGUCCAAUACAAUUGCAGAAUAUUUUAUCACCACCUAUCGGCGUUAUUAAUGAUCAGAUUGGAAAUUUAGAAAAUUCAUUAAAUUAUAUUAGAACAGAAAACCCUUUUGAGAUGCAAAGUCAAAUACAAAAUCUGAUGGAACCUCCGGCAACAAUAUCAACGCCAUAUUUCGGUAUAACUAAUGAACCAAUCGGACAUUUAGAAAGUUUACUUAAUAAACCGAAACUUCCUCAACCCCAUAUUGGAACAGAAAAACCUUUUGAGAUGCAGAAUCAAUUACAUUCCCAAAUGGCAUCUCCGUCAACUACAUUAACUCCCUCGUAUGAACCAGUAGAUUUUGCAAAUUGGAAUCCAUUUUACCAAUAA
This is a messenger RNA of Funneliformis mosseae, 951 nucleotides long. The record is from the annotation of a GenBank genome assembly. Lineage: Eukaryota; Fungi; Glomeromycota; Glomeromycetes; Glomerales; Glomeraceae.